Molecule: messenger RNA, 1330 nt
Organism: Suricata suricatta (meerkat)
Lineage: Eukaryota; Metazoa; Chordata; Mammalia; Carnivora; Herpestidae
Gene: C15H8orf76
Product: chromosome 15 C8orf76 homolog
Exons: 6
Coding region: 41-1183 (380 amino acids)
Molecular function (GO): protein binding
Source: RefSeq, a predicted model, not a curated record
UAGACUCCGCCCACUCCCGAAGCCCGGCCCUGGGCGCGGGAUGGAGACUGGGUGCUGGUGGCUGGGGGGUGAGUUCGAGGACUCCGUGUUCGAAGAGAGGCGGGAGCGGCGGCCUGGACCGCCGGCGUCCUAUCGCGCCAAACACUGCGAGCCGCAGUGGUUUUAUGAAGAAACGGAGAGCAGCGAUGAUGUCGAAGCCCUAACCCUGAAGAAAUUCAAAGGGGACCUCGCCUACAGACGACAGGAGUAUCAGAAAGCACUGCUAGAGUACUCCAGCAUCUCGGAAAAACUGCCGUCUACAAAUUUCGCCCUGAAAAGGGACGUCCAGGAAGGCCGGGCGCGGUGUCUGGUGCGCCUGGGAAGGGCCGCCGAGGCGCUGGAGGUCGCCGCCAACUUGGAAAAUAAAGCAACUAAUACAGACCAUCUAACCACUGUGCUCCAGCUCCAGUAUGCUAUUUGUUCAAGUCUGCAGAACUUGGAGAAAACAAUUCUCUGCCUACAGAAACUGAUUUCUUUGCAUCCUUUCGAUCCUUGGAACUGGGGCAAAUUGGCAGAGGCUUACCUGAGUCUGGGGCCAGCUCCAUCGGCAUCGUGUGCGUCAUCUCAAAAACAGACUCGUUCUACCUUCAGUGACAAGUCCAUCCAAUCUGCCUUUACACACCCGGGAAAAGACUGCUUUUUGUGUUUUCCUGAAACGUUGCCCGAGAACCCUGUGUUUUCUGUGGAAGCAAGCGGCAGUACUGAGCAGAAGAAUGAGAGCGCUCUGGGAAGUGUUCAGAGCUGUGUGGCAGGCAGAGAGGCCGUCUUGCUGGAGGCCCGGGUGAAAGCGUGUGCCUCCCUUAUACGAACCAGGCUUUUGCUGCAGCUCACCCAGUCUCAGCAAACCUCGUUUGCUUUGGAGAAGAACUUAAGGACUCAGCAGGAAAUUGAAGAUAAAAUGAAAGAGUUCGGCUUCAAAGAAGACACUUUGCUGUUGAUAGCUGAGGUUAUGGGAGAAGAUAUCGUCUCAGAAAAAAUAAAAGACGAGGUUCACACAGAGGUGAAGUGUGCUGGCCCUACAGCCCUGGCUGCCUUGGUGAUUGCAUCUUCGAAGGAAUUUGAAGAGAAAUGGUUCAGAAAGAUCAAAGACCACUUCUGUCCCUGUGGAAACCGGUUCCAGACAGAGAUACAAAUGUUGGCAUAGUGGACCCUUUAAAAACAAACAAAAAAACAUCCUGUCCUAUUUUAAUUGCUCUUGUUUAUUUCAGACAGACUGCACUGCUAAUCAUUGACUAUAAUGAAUUUGAAAUAAUUAUUUAUGUUUUAUAAAAAUGGCUUCUCUUCCAGAUUA